Messenger RNA from Emiliania huxleyi CCMP1516, 1287 nucleotides. RefSeq lists its product as hypothetical. The transcript is spliced from 6 exons. The coding region runs from base 1 to 1287 and encodes 428 amino acids. NCBI's taxonomy places the organism in Eukaryota, Haptophyta, Isochrysidales, Noelaerhabdaceae. The record is from RefSeq and is a predicted model, not a curated record. Gene Ontology annotation, molecular function: Hsp90 protein binding.
AUGGGCGGAAACAACGGCCUGCACGAGAGCAACACCCGUUGCCUGGAGGCGUAUUUUGGCUGGAGCGGGUACCUCAUCGAGGCAAACCCGCAGCUGUAUCGGGACUUGUGCCGCAACCGCCCAAAGGCGGUUGGGAUGAGCCUUGCCGUAUGUCCACGCGCAGGGACGGUGAAUCUCACCAUACCUGUGCGCCACAAGGACCGUUACGGACGCAAGAACGGCACGUUUGCAGCGGCACCAGCUGCGGGGAUUGCUGAGUACUUUGGCCGUGCGCACAAUGCGACCUUCCGCGUCGACGAUGCCGCAGUCACGCGGCAGGUCCCAUGCCUGCCCCUCCACUCAAUCAUCUUGGGCAACCAGGGCCUGGACUACCUUAGCGUCGACGUGGAGGGCGCGGAGAUGAUGGCACUGCAAACCUUCCCGUGGGAGCGCAUCAAGCCUCGAGUCGUCGGCGUGGAGCAGAGCGCCGAUUCUCAACCAAAGAACGCGGCAGUCAGAGGCCUGCUGAGGGAGAAUGGCUACGCGCUGGUGGGAACGGCGGUGACUUGGAACGGCCACAUUGGAGACGAGUUCUUCAUGCCCCGCGCGCUCGUCGGGCGAGGCUCGCUCGAAAGAAUUGACACGUUUCAGCGCGGGCUGCAGGUGGACCCGUCGAACGCGCAGAUGACACAGGCGCUGCAAGACGUGUCGGCCAAGCUUGCCGCUGCGCAGGCGCUCCACGAGGCUGCGGCCGCCGGCGACGCGCAGGCCGUCGGCGCCACGCUGCAGUCGCGAGUCCACCCGGAGGGGUUCGUUGGACCGGACGGGGCGACGCCGCUGAUCGCCGCGGCACGCGCGGGCUGCGCCGGUGCGCUCCUCGACGCCGGCGCGCGGCCCGAGGCGCGUACGCACGCCGGCGAGACCGCGGCAGCCAUCGCCCGCCGGCUGGGCCACGAGGAGACGGACGGGAACGCUGCCUUCCGCGAGGCGCGGUACGCCGAGGCGGUGAGGCUCUACUCGGCCGCGGUGGAGCUCGAGCCGGAGAACGGCGUCCUCUUCUCGAACCGCUCGGGCGCGCUCACCGCCCUCGCCUCGUACGACCUCGCCCUCGCCGACGCCGACCGCUGCACCGCCCUGCGGCCCGACUGGCCAAAGGGCUUCGCGCGCCGCGCCGCGGCGCUGCACGGCCUCCGCCGCUUCGCGCUGGCGGUGAACGCGUACGACGCCGCCCUCGCCCUCGACCCGUCCGACGGCAUCCUCGUCACGGCGCGUCGCCAGUCGAGUUUCGCCCUCGCGAUCGAGACGUGA